UUGGGACUAGAAUGCAGACUCUCUGUCUGGUACAUUGGCUAAUAAUGUUGGAAAGUUCCGCCAUAUCAUCGGAUUCGGUCGUCCACUAAAUCACUCAUGAACAAACGGACCAUCACCGGGAUUAUGACGCUGGCUGCUCAGAAGCUCUGCAAAUCCAAAAUGUUUAAUCCUCGAGACAUCAACCAGGCUCUCGCCGUACUGUCUCAGAGAUUCGGUCCCGACAUUUGCUUCGGUCACCUUAAUGUUGUCUCUUAUCUCGAAAAAGGAGUGGCUAGUCACCUGCGCGUGUGCUUCUCGAUGACCGAAGAUAGGUCGUGGGCAUUCACCGGUUAUCCAUCGGAGCCCUUUAUGUCUUGCGUUGCAGCAAUUCUACUCCACGGGACGUCCAGAAGUCUGACGGACGCUUUGGAAGUUUUGAAGGCGAAGGCUGACGACGGGAUGGUCGAAACAGGACAAUGCGGAGAGCUGGCCAGCAGACUUUUGCUACUUCUUGCCAAGGACAUGUACGUUCGCAGUAAUAUCUCCACAGGCACGAUCUCGGAUCUACACUAGAACGGAAGCGAGGAUGCGGAACUGAUACAACUGCCAGAAAGUCUCUGUCGUCAAUUUCCUGGAAUACCUUUUUGGCGAUGAGUUCUGGCCGAAGGCGGGUGAAAAGGCUAAGGCAGCUUUUCAGCAUGCCUAUAUCAAUUUUUCGCAUUGGGUGUCCAUGGAAAACUUUAUCUCGGCGAAAGAUUCCAAGUUAGCUAGCAUUGAGUCGUUGAGCGCUAGAUGCGACUCCAAAGAGUGGACUUUACGACACUAGCAUCGUACAAGUGCGGUGCAAUGCUGCCAUCUGCAGCCGCUCGUCGACAAGAUGAUUCCCAUCUAUUUUGACGAUCCUGCCCUUGGCUCCAAUGAUGC
Messenger RNA from Suillus subaureus, 903 nucleotides. RefSeq lists its product as uncharacterized. The transcript has 3 exons. The record is from RefSeq and is a predicted model, not a curated record. NCBI's taxonomy places the organism in Eukaryota, Fungi, Basidiomycota, Agaricomycetes, Boletales, Suillaceae. The coding region runs from base 97 to 552 and encodes 151 amino acids.